Molecule: messenger RNA, 3604 nt
Organism: Trichogramma pretiosum
Lineage: Eukaryota; Metazoa; Arthropoda; Insecta; Hymenoptera; Trichogrammatidae
Product: heparanase-like
Exons: 6
Coding region: 1233-2732 (499 amino acids)
Cellular component (GO): extracellular matrix; membrane
Molecular function (GO): hydrolase activity, acting on glycosyl bonds
Source: RefSeq, a predicted model, not a curated record
AUGUUUUAAUUGAAAAACUUUUAUUUUCUAGUCAACUUUUCUAGUUAAUUUUUAUUUUCAAGUAUAAUUGAUAAUUACGUUGAAUUAAUUGUGUUAGAUCCCCACCACUUGAUUUUCUUUAGUUGUUUAUAUUAUGAUGACUUUUAAGAGAAAGAUAGAGAAUAAAUAGCUAAGAAUAUUUUGUCUAAUACUAACCAGUGUUCGUAGUGAUUUUAGUGUUAAGGAAGCUAUAAAAUAUACAUUCGUGAGAUUUUUUAAACUCUGUACUUUUAAAAUUCCGUAGCAGGCACACAUCUAGUUAGAAAAUAAAAAAAAAACAAACCUACUGUCGAAAACAUGCGUGGAGAUCAGAAAUGGCCACCCGCCGAGGUGAAAAAAGCAAUGCAAGAAAACGAGGAACAAAUUAGGUCAAGAAACGAAACUAAAAAUCGACCACUUAAGGUUCACAAAGACUAUAGUAACUUUUUCGCCCAGCAUUCUCUGCGCGACACUUAUCCUGGUUAUAAAGCUCCUCCUGGUACUCAAUUUUUUGAAAUCAACUACCAACGUUGAAUCUCAAGACCAAACCAAAAAAUUUGAAAAAUGUAACUGCUCAUAAAUUUAAAUGACUUGUCGAAAAUAAAUCACUUUUAUUCUAAUUUUGUGAUCGCAUUAUUCACGGACUACCUUUCACAGAAAAAUAUCUUACUUGAGAAUUUUCAUUUGAAAAUACUUUUGUGAUCAGUAAAUAUCUAUCCAUUCUCAUUGCAUUAAAAUAAUUGUGUGAUCAUGAAACUUUUGAAUUACUCAAAAAAACGAGAGACUUUAUUAUCGUACCAACGCUUAUUCGAAUUACUUAUAUGCAUAAAAUCAUCCAUUACUUUACUUGUCACUUUUUUCGGUACAGAAAACCAUAAAGUAAAUCCAACAGCUAUUGAUUUCAAUGCAGAAAACCCCUUACUUUCAAUCAGCUGAUGAAGUUAAGUUGCGGCUUUUUUUAACUUGCAUAAAGAACGGAGCUUUCAGAUCAUCUGAAUGUCUACGUAUUUAUUUUAAAUAACAAGUAAAACUAGCUUACAGUUGAUGUAAUCCUUUUACGAAUAUCAUAUUGUGACAUGUUAUUUGAUAAUAGCAAAGCAUUAAAAACAUAAAACAGCUAAGAAAUAGUUGCACUCUGGCAUUACUUGAAAAGGCAUCGAGCAGAAGAAUUAAUAUCCAUCAAUAUCCUACAUAUAAUUAAAAUCAUUCUGAAAAUGAUCGUUUCAAGUAACUUGAUGUUCAACUCUUAUUUACUUAUUAUUUUGAAGAGCUUGCUUACUUGGAAUAUAUGCAGCUGCUUAGAAACAUAUACUUUAGAAUUCAACAAUUCGAUGAAAAUUGUAAAUACUUUGCCAGAUGAGUUCGUAUCCUUUGGAUUAGACACAUCUCUUUUGAGGAAUAUGUCUUUUUUACCGAUAGACCAAUCGAAAUUUAUUUUAUUAUUGAAACAUUUGAGCCCAGCAUAUUUAAGAGUCGGUGGAACUGCUUCGGACUGCCUUUAUUUCAACAAGGUAUUAGAAAAUGGAUUUAUUCAAUCGGACCAAUCUUACGUAUAUUCACAAGAUAUUAGUAAUUUUUCAAUAUCCAGUCAUGAUUUAAUCGCCAUUCAUGAGUUUUCCAAAAAAACUCAUUUAAGAAUGAUAUUUGAUUUAAAUGUUCUCAUAAGGAAAUCCGACUUUACGUGGGACAGUUCAGAUGCCCUAAAAAUUAUUUCAACGCUAAAAGAGCGCAAAGCACAAAACGUCGAUUGGCAAUUAGGAAAUGAGCCAAACUCAUUCCCGCACGUAUUUAACAUUAAAAUUUCUGCAUCUCAAUUAGCGAAAGAUCAUUGCAAGUUACGAGCUAUUUUGAAUUACAACAAUUUUAAAAAUAGUGCUCUGAUCGGUCCAGAAGUCAACCACAUUGAACAUUCGCGCAGCAAAGGCCAAAUUUACUUGAAAGAAUUUUUGAAAACAGCCAGUGAUUGUGUAGACUACGUUUCUUGGCAUCAAUAUUAUUUAAAUGGACGUACUGCUACGAGAGAAGAUUUUUUAAACUCCACUGUUUUCAACAUUCUUCCGGACCAAAUUGAUAUUAUUAAAAAUGUCAUGCGAUCUAACGAGAGAAACAUUCCAGUUUGGCUGUCCGAAACUGGAUCGGCUUUUGGCGGAGGAGCGCCGAAACUAUCCAACACUUUUGUCGCUGGCUUUUUAUGGUUGGAUAAAUUAGGAAUUAGCGCUAGAAAUGGCAUUAACGUGGUAAUAAGGCAAUCGGUGUUUGGUGGUGAUUACGCCAUGAUCGAAUCCGAUCUAACUCAAAAUCCAGACUGGUGGUUAGCUGUGCUAUUCAAGAAAUUCGUGGCAAAUAAAGUUUUUUCAAUCGACUCUACGGAUAAUUUACGCCUGUACGCGCAUUGCACCCCAAAAAAAGUUUCUUCUGGUAAAUCAUCUGGCGUCACAUUAUAUGGAAUGAAUUUGAAUAAUAAACCCAUACAAAUACGAUUGAGAAAUCUAUCUCAAAAAACCAAUGCUCACAUCUACGUUUUGACAUCCGAUGAUUUGCAAUCUAGAAAUACUUUUUUGAAUGGAAGAGUUUUAAGACUACAAGAAAAUGGGGACUUACCGGCAUUUCUACCUAUAAUUCAAGAUCUCAGAAAACCUAUUAGAAUACCAAAGACAUCAAUGUUUUUCAUCGUCAUCAAUAAUGCAAAAUUAACUCAGUGUUUUUCAAAAUAAAUAUAAAAAUACUACUAUCGAGGAGUAUGCAUCAAAUGGGAAGAGCAUAUCAAACGAGUUGCAACUAAAAUUUUCAACUAAAUAAUAAUAAAGAAAUGUUCUGCCCACAAAAUUUUGAACUUUAUUGAUUUACAGUUUUAUACAAAGACCCUUAGUUUUUUUUCGUAUUAAAAAUAACAUUGUUGUUACAUUUAUUCAUCAAUAACAGUAAUUUUCAAUAGAUUUAAAUUUUUUUCCAUAAAAAUAUUUUUUUUGUAAAAAUUUAGAUUAGUAGCAGAAAUUUACAUCUUUCUAAAAUGUUUUUUUCUUUUUUAAAGAUAAAUGCGCAAGAUUUUUAAAAUGAUUAUGUUUACAAAGAAACUAAUGUACAGACCAGUUGAAUACUUAAAUGUUUUUGCUGAUCAAUAAAGAAAAUAUACUUUAAUAAGUAAAAAUUUUUUUUGUAUUCAUUCUUUUUAGACUACAAAAAAAUUGUUUGUUCAAAAAAACUUAAUGCAUACACAGAUUUAUUCAUCUGUCAUGAAGAUUUCAGUAAAUACGUGGAAUUCUUAUGAAUUUGGAUUACCUGAAUAUGUUUAAAAAAUAUGUUUUUCAUUUAUAUUAAAGUUGUGUUAACAACACGCGUUGCACAAUAAUUAACCGUUUGAUUCAUAUGACCCGUAGAACAUUAUUCAUUAAAUUUAAUAAUAUAUUCAUAGCAAUAACGACAAUGCAUUUAUGGCAUUUAAAAUUACUUCUAUGUCUUCAGGACAAUCAUUAUCUGCUCUUUACAUAUUUUCGAAUUGGUCCACGCGCCUUUUUGUAUUACCUUUACGGAUUUCGCGAAGGGUUUUAUACUUAUCACGUCCUUGACGUACAUUUUCUCGAUGGAU